AUGUCCCUAUCAGAUUCUGAAACCAACUAUGGCAGUAGUGGUGGAUCCGAGUACAAGCCUUUUCGUCAUAUCAGCCGCGAUAGAUUAUUAUAUGAAAUGCUUGGAUCAGCAAAGUCACCGGAUUCAAAAGCAUGGAAGGUUCUCAUAAUGGACAAAGUUACAGUGAAAGUUAUGUCACAUUCAUGUAAAAUGGCAGAUAUUACAGACCAAGAAGUUUCUUUGGUGGAAGACCUUUUCCGGAGAAGGCAACCAUUACCAUCAUUGGAUGCUGUUUAUUUCAUCCAGCCUUCGAAAGAGAAUGUGGUCAUGUUCUUGUCUGAUAUGUCUGGAAGGGAGCCCCUAUACAAGAAAGCCUAUAUAUUUUUCUGCUCACCAAUCCCAAAGGAGCUUGUAAACCACAUCAAGGGUGAUACAAGUGUCUUACCUCGCAUAGGCGCAUUGAGAGAGAUGAAUUUGGAAUACUUUCCGAUAGAUAGCCAGGGGUUUUCCACUGAUCAAGAAACAGCCCUGCAAGAACUUUACGGCACUAUGGACAAUGUUCGUAGAUUUAAUACUUGCUUGAAUACUAUGGCAAUUCGAAUAGCUACAGUUUUUGCAUCACUGAAGGAGUUACCGAAUGUGUGGUAUCGUUCAGCAAAGGAAAGUGACGAAUCUAAUCCAACAGCAGGUCGUGAAUUAGUUCCUAGCAAGCUUGCUGAUGCAGUUUGGGACAUGGUUUCUAAAUAUAAAUCUACUAUUCCCAAAUUUCCACAGAGUGAAACAUGCGACCUGAUCAUUAUUGACAGAACCAUUGAUCAGAUUGCUCCUGUCAUUCAUGAAUGGACCUAUGAUGCUAUGUGCCAUGAUUUGUUGGAUAUGGAUGGAAAUAAAUAUAUGCAUGAGGUUCCCAGCAAAUCCGGAGGUCCACCUGAGAAAAAGGAGGUCCUUCUAGAAGAACAUGAUUCAGUCUGGCUUGAACUUCGACAUGCACAUAUAGCAGAUGCUAGUGAGAGAUUGCAUGAAAAGUUUACCACCUUUAAGUCAAAGAACAAAGCAGCACAAAUUCACCAAAGUUCAAGAGAUGGUGGUGAAUUAUCUACACGAGAUUUGCAAAAAAUGGUUCAAGCUUUGCCUCAAUACACUGAGCAAAUGGAAAAGAUUUCACUCCAUGUAGAGAUAGCUGGAAAGAUCAACACAAUUAUCAGAGAAAACAAUCUCCGAGGGCUAGGACAGUUGGAGCAGGAUCUUGUUUUCGGGGAUGCUCAAGCCAAGGACGUUAUUAACUUUUUAAGAACAAAUCAGAAUAUGACUCCUGAAUAUAAGCUACGGUUGUUGAUGAUCUAUGCAACAGUCUACCCUGAGAAGUUUGAGGGUGAUAAAGGUUUAAAGCUAAUGCAGUUGGCAAAACUAUCGCCCGAUGACAUGAAAGUUAUCAGUAAUAUGCAACUACUUGCGGGAUCAUCAAAAAAUAAGGCAGCUACUACUGGCGGUGGUUUCUCAUUGAAGUUCAAUAACCAGAAGACAAAGCAAGCAGCACGCAAGGAUCGUACUGACGAAGAGGAAGAACAAUGGUCACUAUUUCGAUUUUAUCCCGUUUUGGAGGAGCUCAUUCAAAGUCUUAAUAAGGGUGGAUUGCCAAAGACUGACUAUGCAUGUAAAAAUGAACCGAUUCCUGCUCCACAAGCAAACUCUACUCAAUCCGGUAAAAGCAAUCAGACAGCUCCACCUCCGACCACCGCUCCUCAUUCAAUGAGAUCUAGACGGACAGCCAAUUGGGCUAAGAGAGGUACUUCUGACGAUGGAUAUUCAAGUGACUCCACGUUAAAGAACGUAACUGCUGAUUUCAAGAAGAUGGGAAAGCGAAUCUUUGUGUUUAUUAUUGGCGGGGCUACUCGAUCUGAGCUACGUGUUUGUCACAAAAUGACAACAAAACUAAAAAGGGAAGUAAUCCUAGGCACCACUUCCAUGGAUGAUCCUCCACAAUAUCUUACGAAAUUGAAGUUAUUAUGCGACAGUCAUAUUGCACUGGACGGCCUUGGAAUAUGA
Molecule: messenger RNA, 2025 nt
Organism: Trifolium pratense (red clover)
Lineage: Eukaryota; Viridiplantae; Streptophyta; Magnoliopsida; Fabales; Fabaceae
Product: protein transport Sec1a-like
Exons: 21
Coding region: 1-2025 (674 amino acids)
Biological process (GO): vesicle-mediated transport; intracellular protein transport
Cellular component (GO): secretory granule; plasma membrane
Molecular function (GO): syntaxin binding
Source: RefSeq, a predicted model, not a curated record